AUGUCUUCAGUUCUCCCUCUCGCGCCGCCGCCGAAGGGCCCCUUGGGACGCUACCGACUGCUCUCCCCCACAGCUUCGGUUAGAGUUAGCCCACUCUGCCUCGGCGCCAUGAACUUUGGCGAUGCCUGGAAAUCUUACAUGGGAGAGUGCGAUGAGCAGACCACAGAGAAGAUCCUCGAUUUCUUUUAUGAGCAGGGCGGCAACUUCAUUGACACCUCAAACAACUACCAAUUUGAGGAAUCUGAGCAGCGGAUCGGAGCAUGGAUGAAGAAGCGUGGCAACCGGGAUGAGAUGGUCAUCGCGACCAAGUACACCACCAACUACCGGAGUGGCAAGGGCAACAAGCAGAUCAUGGCCAACUUCACGGGCAAUGGUGCGAAGAGCUUGCACAUGUCCGUCGAGGCCAGCCUCAAGAAGCUGCAGACCGACUACAUUGACCUGCUCUACGUCCACUGGUGGGACCACUCAACCUCGAUCCCCGAGGUCAUGCAGUCGCUGAACCAGCUCGUCCUGGCCGGCAAGGUCCUCUACCUGGGCAUCUCGGACACGCCCGCCUGGGUCGUCUCCAAGGCCAACGAGUACGCGCGCAACCACGGCCUGCGGCCCUUCUGCGUCUACCAGGGCCGCUGGUCCGCCGCCUCGCGCGACUUUGAGCGCGACAUCAUCCCCAUGGCCCGCGACGAGGGCAUGGCCCUGGCCCCCUGGGGCGCCCUCGGCGGCGGCGCCUUCAAGAGCGACGAGCAGCGCGCCGCCGCCUCCGCCAAGGAGGGGCGGCAGGUCCAGGCCUCGGACGCGCAGGUCCAGAUCAGCCGCGCCCUCGAGGCCGUCGCCAAGCGCAGGGGCACGCUGAUCACGAGCGUCGCCCUCGCCUACGUCAUGCACAAGGCGCCCUACGUCUUCCCCAUCGUCGGCGGCCGCAACCCGGACCACCUGCGCGGCAACAUCGAGGCCCUCACCCUCGAGCUCUCGCCGCAGGACAUGGACGAGAUCGAGGGCGCGGCGCCCUUCGACGUCGGCUUCCCGCAGAGCUUCUACUACGGCGGCCAGAAGCCGUCGCACCCGGCCGACGUGUGGCUGCUGCGCAUGGCCGGCCACUUCGACUACGUGGCCCUGCCCCAGCCCAUCUCGCCCCCCAAGGAUGAUGGAAACGGCCAGUAG
Messenger RNA from Thyridium curvatum, 1158 nucleotides. RefSeq lists its product as uncharacterized. NCBI's taxonomy places the organism in Eukaryota, Fungi, Ascomycota, Sordariomycetes, Thyridiales, Thyridiaceae. The coding region runs from base 1 to 1158 and encodes 385 amino acids. The transcript is spliced from 7 exons. The record is from RefSeq and is a predicted model, not a curated record.